GACGUCAAAAAUAUGAAGUUGGUUUUGCUGUCGAUGUUGUGAUUAUUUCACAUUGUGAAAUCGUAGUAAAAUACGAUAAAAAUAGUACCUAGAAUUCGAACUGCGGCAAUAGAUUUUAAUUUUGCUAUGUGUAAAACUUUCAGGACAUAAACUAUCGUUGUUUUGUUCUCAUAGUAAACUGCGCAAGUUUCAAAAAUGUUGAGUAUCUCUCAACUUUGUCGCUGCGCUCAGCCACUAAGGGCAAUGCAGAGCAAGCUGGUAGUAUCUGCGACUAGAAAUGGCUUCAACUCCAGCAAAAUGAUCACCAGACAGCUGUGCACGCCAAUGAAAAAUGGAAACAGUAACAAAAUCGGUUUUAGAAUAAAAGAGUUGUUGAAGUCGAACCAAAUCGCUGUCCGCCUGUGUGCCAGCGCUCCCAAGCCACAGAUGGCCAAGGUGGUCGGCUACUGGCUGCUGGGCUGCAGCGGAAUGGUGUUCACAGCGGUCGUGCUAGGAGGAGUAACACGACUGACCGAGUCUGGGCUGUCGAUGGUGACGUGGAAACUCUUGGGCGAAAAGCUGCCGACAACAGAAGAGGAAUGGCAGCGCGAAUUCGAGAAGUACCAGCAGUUUCCAGAGUUCAAAUACAAGAAUCAGAACAUAACACUCAACGAGUUCAAAUGGAUCUGGUGGAUGGAAUACGCACACCGCACGUGGGGCCGCGCUAUAGGCGCCUGUAUGUUCCUGCCCGCCGCCUUCUUCUGGGCGCGCGGGUACCUAGACAAGGCAAUGAAGAUCAGGGUGGGGGUGUACUGUGCCCUGGUGGCUGCACAGGGCCUAAUGGGCUGGUACAUGGUAAAGUCGGGCCUAGAAGACCGCUUCCAAGGCCCCUCGGACGUGCCGCGGGUGUCUCAGUACCGACUCGCGGCGCAUCUGUCGCUGGCCUUCGUGUUAUACUCGGGGCUGCUGGCUGGAGCCCUGCGGGUGCUCCGCCCCUUUCCAGCUGGCGGGGUGGUGCAGAAACUCAAGGGGUUAAAGGGCAUGACGGCGUUAGCGCAUACCGUGAAGGCUAUGGCUUUCUUUACCGCCGUUUCUGGUGCAUUCGUGGCCGGCCUAGACGCAGGUCUAGUCUACAACUCAUUUCCAAAAAUGGGCGACGACUGGUUACCUCCAGACAUCAUGUCCUUCCAGCCACCCGUGAGAAACUUCACCGAGAAUCCUACCACCGUGCAGUUUGACCACCGAGUGUUGGGAACUUGUACCCUUAUAGCGGCGACUUGUUGCUGGUUGAUGGCUAGGAGGGCGCCGCUGUCGCCUGCUGCGAGGAGAGUGGCUACCGCUGUGGGCGCUAUGGCGUGGCUUCAGGUGUCGCUGGGCAUCGCAACGCUUCUGACCUACGUGCCCACACCACUCGCCGCGUCGCACCAGUCGGGCUCGCUGCUGCUGCUAACACUGGCCAUCUGGCUCACGCACGAGAUCAAGCUGCUCAAAUACAUCCCAAAGUGAUGACCGCGUGUUCCGCACUAAAGCCCGGUCCGUGAGCACGUAGAAUUUUGUCCAAUGACCCCAAGCUACCCAUCCUUAUCGCUCGCGCGUAAUUAUAUUGCUGACGCGACUGUGCGACGCGCGCCCGCAGUGAGUGUGCAAGCGCGAUAGCAACAUAAUUACGCGCGAGCGAUAAGGAUGGGUAGCUUGGGGUCAUUGGACAAAAUUCUACGAGCUCACGGACCAGACUAUAGACGUAUUAUUAGUCGCAUCGCCUCUAUUAUAAGUGGAUGCUAGUUUACCUUGGUAAGCCGUCAGUUUUUUUAUUCAGUACUUAGACCCUUUCCAGGGCGCUUAUACAGUUAUACACGUCCCAAAUAUAGAUUGCCCUACCACUAGACAACAUAUUAUGGGCUGGUGCUGUGAAGUGGCGGAAGAAACUCAGUCACCUUUGUCAGCCUCUUUUUCAAUCAGAUACAGCAAAUAAUACUUACAUUCAACUUAAAACAAGAUGUGUAAUAAGUGCGAGCUAGGCAGGUAAAGUCCACGCACUCAUUAUGGUCGUCUGUAAUUUGCAUUGUGACCAGGCGAAUGAUAUUUUUUUGACACUGGAGGUCUAAGCAUAUUUUCAGUUGUACAUAUCUUAUACAAAAAAUUUAGUAACGAUGACAUCAGUUUCAUCAAACUGUGAAGAUUUUUGUUAGUAUAAAAUCCAAUAUUCAAUAGUUUGUAAAAAAGGACGUCCUGUCCUUGCUAUUUCACUUCAAUAUUAAUUUUUAAACAGUAUUUUAUCCGCAUUUAUAAUUACUUACUUACUAUUACAUUGUAAAUUCUUUUGAGCUGUUUUUAUUACUUUAAGACUAGUCAAUAAUUUUAAAAAGUUGUUAAUUUUUGCGAUUUUACCGCAAUACUUACUGCAAACCAUUUUCCUAUGAUAUUAAGUUUCAUUAGUAACAUGAAUAUUUUUUUAAGAAAACGACUGAUUUCUUUGCUGCAUUAGAUAAAAGUUAUUUAAUUGAUUAGAAUGAAAAUAUAACAAUGUUGUUAA
Molecule: messenger RNA, 2512 nt
Organism: Ostrinia nubilalis (European corn borer)
Lineage: Eukaryota; Metazoa; Arthropoda; Insecta; Lepidoptera; Crambidae
Product: cytochrome c oxidase assembly protein COX15 homolog
Exons: 8
Coding region: 196-1485 (429 amino acids)
Biological process (GO): heme A biosynthetic process
Cellular component (GO): mitochondrial inner membrane
Molecular function (GO): oxidoreductase activity, acting on NAD(P)H, heme protein as acceptor
Source: RefSeq, a predicted model, not a curated record